UGUAAAUUUUGUUUACAAUGCAAUCGUAUAUAUAAAAGUUAAACUCUGAGUAUUAAAAACAAUAUUUCCUGAUUCUAGGCCCCCUUAUAUAAAGCACUAAUUAGAAGCUUUAAUCUCUGCAAGGAAGGAACGUACAAAGAAAGAAAAUAUGGCCCAAAUUCCACAUAUUGUAGCUAUACCUUAUCCAGCUCAAGGCCAUGUUCUUCCUUUAAUGGAACUUUCCUUGUGGUUAGUCAAAGAGGGUUGCAAAAUCACCUUUGUUAAUUCGGAAUUCAACCACAAAAGAGUGAUCAAGGCAUUAUCUGAAAACGACGAUGUACGCAACAAGAUAAGCUUAGUCUCAAUCCCAGAUGGUUUGGGACCUGAAGAAGAUAGAGCAGACCUGAAAAAGUUGACAGAAGCAAUUGCUGAAGUGAUGCCUGGGAAACUUGAGGGAAUUAUUAAAAGGAUUAAUGAGUCUGAUGAAAAUGGAGUAUCAUGUGUUAUAGUUGAUGAAAAUAUGGGAUGGGCACUCGGAGUUGCAGAAAAAUUGAACAUUAGACGAGUUGCUUUCUGGCCUGCAGCUGCCGCUACGCUAGCGUCGUUAUUUAGCGUCUCAAAACUCAUUGAUGAUGGAAUCAUAGAUAGCGAUGGAGCUAUACUGAAGAAACAGGGGAUUAAGCUAUCACCAAACAUGCCCAUCAUGAACCCAUCAGACUUUGUAUGGGCUUGCUUCCCUGAUCCAGCUUUGACGAAAAUAAUAAUCGAUCUCGUAACAGACAGCAACGAAAGAGUAAAAUCCGCAGACUGGAUCAUUUGUAACUCAGCAAAGGAGCUGGAGCCUGGAGCAUUUGCCAUGUUCCCUCAAGUGUCACCAAUUGGACCCCUUCUAGCAACCAAUCGAUUAGGAUCUUCAACGGGCCAUUUCUGGCCCGAAGACUCGAAUUGCCUAAAAUGGCUCGAUCAGCAGCCACAUAAUUCAGUCAUUUACGUCGCAUUUGGCAGCUUUACAAUCUUGGAUUUAACUCAAUUCCAGGAGCUGGCACUUGGGCUAGAAUUGUCCAAACGACGAUUCUUGUGGGUAGUUCGGGAAAAUCUAAUUUUGGACGGCGAUAGCGCUUAUCCAAAAGGUUUCAAAGACAGAGUAGGCAAUAGAGGCCAUAUAGUGAAAUGGGCCCCUCAACAAAAGGUGCUAGAGCAUCCUUCUAUUGCUUGUUUUUUGAGCCAUUGUGGAUGGAAUUCGACGGUCGAGAGCGUAAGCAGUGGGGUGCCUUUCUUGUGCUGGCCUUAUUUUGCUGACCAGUUGUUUAAUCAGAGUUAUAUUUGUGAUGUUUGGAAAGUGGGAUUGGGAUUUAAGAAAAAUGAGUUUGGAGUUAUUGGCAAAGAAGAAAUCAAGAAUAAGAUGGACAAGCUAUUCGGAGAUGGAACAUUUAAAGAAAGGGCUUUAGAUCUUCAAGUAAAGGUUAACUCUAGUGUCAAUAAAGGAGGAAGUUCUAAUAAGAUGUUCGGUACAUUUAUUGACUGGAUCAAGACUCAAAGAGGCUCAAUUUAAUUGGGAGAAUCAGCAUAAGAUAAGGACCUUAACUCUAAAAGAAUACAAUAUGGACGAUUUUUGGUUCUUGUUUAGCAUGGAAUUGAUAAACGCCUGCUCUACGUGAGAUUUCUUUUCCUUUUGUUAUUGGUUCAAUCAUUCUCCCCAUGAGAAUUUUCAUUUCUGUCCUAUGUUUCUUCUUUUUCUGCAUAAAGAAGGUUUAAUCAACAAGUUACUUU
Molecule: messenger RNA, 1749 nt
Organism: Lycium ferocissimum
Lineage: Eukaryota; Viridiplantae; Streptophyta; Magnoliopsida; Solanales; Solanaceae
Product: UDP-glycosyltransferase 83A1-like
Exons: 2
Coding region: 149-1531 (460 amino acids)
Molecular function (GO): UDP-glycosyltransferase activity
Source: RefSeq, a predicted model, not a curated record